This is a messenger RNA of Alexandromys fortis (reed vole), 2511 nucleotides long. It is a transcript of the gene Scrt2, whose product is annotated as scratch family transcriptional repressor 2. Gene Ontology annotation, biological process: regulation of DNA-templated transcription. NCBI's taxonomy places the organism in Eukaryota, Metazoa, Chordata, Mammalia, Rodentia, Cricetidae. The coding region runs from base 103 to 1056 and encodes 317 amino acids. The record is from RefSeq and is a predicted model, not a curated record. The transcript has a single exon. Gene Ontology annotation, molecular function: DNA-binding transcription factor activity, RNA polymerase II-specific; RNA polymerase II cis-regulatory region sequence-specific DNA binding.
AGCUUCUGCAAGCUUAGAUUGCUUGCUGCCCCCUGUGCCUCAAUCUCUUCACCUAGAAAGGGAAAGGCUACUUCCAGCGCAUUGUUGUGCACACUUGUGACAAUGAAAGCCAAGUGGGCAGAGCCGAGCCAAUCUCUUCACCAACAGAGGUUCACCCAGGAAGGCCUGGGUGGGCAGGCCGGCUGGGUGAGCAUCGGUGCAAGGCGGCCUGCGGGGGACCCCACCCCCGCAUCUCCCGCAUCCUCACUCCCCUCCUUGUCACCCGUAGGUUAUGUGGGGCACUGCCUGCCCCCCAGCGGCUACGAUGGCGAGCAGAAGCCUGGGCUGGAGCUGGCGCCCGCCGAACCCGCGUACCCGGCCGCGGCGUCGGAAGAGUACAGCGAUCCCGAGAGCCCGCAGUCCAGCCUGUCGGCGCGCUACUUCCGCGGGGAGGCGGCCGUGACCGACAGCUACUCCAUGGACGCCUUCUUCAUCUCCGACGGGCGCUCGCGGAGGCGCCGGGCCGGGGCUAGCGGGGACGCGGCAGGCGCGGGCGACGCCGGCGGCGGCGGCGGAGAGCGCGCGGGUCGCUCGGGGGCGACAGCGGGCGGCGGGCAUCGGCACGCAUGCGCAGAGUGCGGCAAGACGUACGCCACGUCGUCGAACCUGAGCCGCCACAAGCAGACGCACCGCAGCCUGGACAGCCAGCUGGCGCGCAAGUGCCCGACGUGCGGCAAGGCCUACGUGUCCAUGCCCGCGCUCGCCAUGCAUGUGCUCACGCACAACCUGCGCCACAAGUGCGGCGUGUGCGGCAAGGCCUUCUCCCGGCCCUGGCUGCUCCAGGGCCACAUGCGCUCGCACACCGGCGAGAAGCCCUUCGGCUGCGCGCACUGCGGCAAGGCCUUCGCCGACCGCUCCAACCUGCGCGCGCACAUGCAGACGCACUCGGCCUUCAAGCAUUACCGCUGCCGCCAGUGCGACAAGAGCUUCGCUCUCAAGUCCUACCUCCACAAGCACUGCGAGGCCGCAUGCGUCAAGGCUGCCGAACCGCCGCCCCCCGCCGGCCCGGCCAGUUGAGCCUCCGCUACGCAGGGUGCCCGCAGAGGCUUCUCCCACCCCUCAGUCUAGCGUCUCCCCUGCCUGCACCCUCGGCGGGGUGAGGGUGAACCCCAUCUUGACCCAGGAUUUUCUUUUCGACCCCCACCAAGCCCACCACUCAUUUCCUGCACCAGAUCCCCCUUUGCGCCCACCCACAUUGUCCAUUCUGGCCACAACUCGGACCUUGACUCCAAGUCUGGCCUUUAAGGCUCCCAACUCAGGCACCAGGUCCGUACCUCUUCGGGUCCCUGCGCUGGAAGUUUCUCCGGCCCCGACUCUAAGCUGUGCUCCUUACUAGAGCUUUCUUCUCAUUUCUCAGCUGAGUCAUUCCUCUAUUGGAGCCCUCAUUCUAAACCCGAAUGUACCCUUGACUUCCUGUCUGCCUCAGUUUCCCUGUCCACACAGUCCGAUCCUUUGGGUCUCUCUGCUGAGUGUGUGUGUGUGUGUGUGUGUGUGUGUGUGUGUGUGUGUGUACGCGCGUGUCUAUCCGAGAAUCUAAUCUUCACCCCUCCUGGAGUCCCCUGCCUGUCCACCCCUGAGCCCCUCGAUGCUUAGGCCUUAGGUCCAGCCACUCACACGUCCUACCUGACACUUCCACCCUCCUUAGUCUUCCUGGAUCUCAUCAGCCAUUCUACUCCCUGCUCUCUCCAGCUUCCCUCUAGUAGAUCUCCAUUCCUCAGUUUUCCUAGCUGGGAACAGACUUGGGAGGCAGCCCAGGGCUCUGCCCUCUCAGGUGACCCUUCUUACCCCAGGACAGUUCCUGCCUAGGCCUCAGGCAGGGAGCUGCGCCUUUCCAGGAUUAUCUGAGCACUUUCCCUCACCCCAGGACCACAGGUUCACCUCUGCCCCUCACCCAUGGACCCUACCCCUCAUCUGGCAGGGCCCCUUCAGCUAUUUAUUUGUGUAUUUAUUUAUUUAUCUAUUUAUUAUUCUAUUUAAUCUCUUGGCUUCACCCAGGGAUUGUCUGGCUUCCCCAGCUGGACUGGGAAGUCGAGGAGCAGGGUCAGCAAGGCCAUAGCUCGCUGCUCCUCCCCUAUGGGUCUGGGGAGAAGACCACCCUUAUCAGAGGCCUGAACUCCUUAGGACGAGGCCUGGAGAAAUGGGGGGAGGGGCGGGAGCGGAGCCUGCUGAUCUUCAGCUGGCAGGGGAAGGGCCAUCAGAAGGUCCUAUUUCGGGGCAGGUCCCCGGCCUCUUGAGCCUUCCACUCCGGUCCCAGGAAGCCCUUCUGGACCCUCCUCCUUUGUUUCUUAUUUAUUCCUCUUUCAGAGGGACCCCAGGUUCCAGGGACCGACUGAGCCCCGGACCCCGCUGGGGCCUCUGGCCUGCUCCCGGGAGGAGUGCUCUCUCCCGGCCACGACUAUGCAACUCUCCCGGGCAGAGGGGCCGGGACUGCCAGCCAGGCGCCUAUUGGCCACCACUACCUCCUCCACCGCG